This is a messenger RNA of Thrips palmi, 1272 nucleotides long. RefSeq names its product protein twist. Bases 79 to 1272 code for a protein of 397 amino acids. The transcript is spliced from 2 exons. NCBI's taxonomy places the organism in Eukaryota, Metazoa, Arthropoda, Insecta, Thysanoptera, Thripidae. The record is from RefSeq and is a predicted model, not a curated record. Gene Ontology annotation, biological process: regulation of transcription by RNA polymerase II; developmental process. Gene Ontology annotation, molecular function: RNA polymerase II transcription regulatory region sequence-specific DNA binding; protein dimerization activity; DNA-binding transcription factor activity, RNA polymerase II-specific.
GCGAAGCGCCUCACCUCGCUCCGGUGCCAGAGACCCCCGCGCAGUGACAGUGCCGUGACGUCGUGAACCCAGUGAACCAUGUCCUUGAGCUACCUUCCCGCCAUGAGCGCCAUGGGGGGCGCGAUGAACGUCAUGUACGCCGGCGCCACCAUGCCCACCCACACCCUGGAGGAGCGCCUCCACGGGCUGCCGCUGUACUCGUCGCCGCAGACCGUCCUGGACGCCAGCGCCUCGGUGGGCGGGUGUCCGCUGUCCCCGCCGACAAGCCCCACGAGCAGCAGCAGCGCCGGCGUCGGCAGCCCCAGCCAGCUCACGGACCUCAGCCAGUACUCGUCGCACGGGUACUACAACGCCAUGCCGUACCAGCACCUGCAGCAGCACCACCAGCACCAACAUCAGCACCAGCUCCCGCACCAGCACCACAUUAUCAACAACAACAACAACAUCGUGAAGGAGGAGCCCCUGCCGUACCACCCCGUCUACAUCCCCAGCCCCGCGGACGACACCAAGCUCCACCACGUCCCGGACAGCAGCGGCCAAGUAAGCGACGCCCACCUCCUGCACCACAACAACGACUACAUGCAGCAGCACGCCGUCCACCACCACCACUACAGCGAAGCGCCGCUGAGCGAGGAGGGCGACGACGACGACGACUUCAAGGACGUCAAGGACUUCAAGGAGGAGGAGGAAGAGGAACAGCAGUACUGCCGGAAGCGGAAGCUGAGCGAGGUGGACUGCAGCAGCUCCGAGGACGGCCUGUCGCAGCGGGGCGGCGCCUGCAAGGUGCGCCGUCGGUCGUCGCCGCAGAACGUGGAGGACAUGCAGAGCCAGCGCGUGAUGGCCAACGUGCGCGAGCGGCAGCGCACGCAGAACCUCAACGACGCCUUCGCCUCGCUGCGCAAGAUCAUCCCCACGCUGCCCUCCGACAAGCUGUCCAAGAUCCAGACGCUCAAGCUGGCGGCGCGCUACAUCGACUUCCUGUACCAGGUGCUGCUCAACUCGGGCGGCGCCAGCGCCAUCUCCAGCCUCGCCGAGCACCACAGCGCGCUCAACGACUUGAACGCCGACCGUCUGAGUCCAGGAUGCGGCCGGGGCAGUCCCUCCGGGGGCGGCAGCGGCCCCUGCUCCCCCGCCAGCCGCCUGGCCCUGCUGGCCGCGUCCGGGGCGUCCGGGGCGUCCUCCGGGACGUGCUCCUACGUCAACCACGAGAAGCUGAGCCUCGCCUUCUCCGUCUGGCGGAUGGAGGGAGACUGGAGCGCCGGCGACAAGUGA